This is a messenger RNA of Nomia melanderi (Alkali bee), 5112 nucleotides long. RefSeq names its product sodium-coupled monocarboxylate transporter 1. Gene Ontology annotation, cellular component: membrane. Gene Ontology annotation, molecular function: symporter activity. Gene Ontology annotation, biological process: sodium ion transport; transmembrane transport. The record is from RefSeq and is a predicted model, not a curated record. NCBI's taxonomy places the organism in Eukaryota, Metazoa, Arthropoda, Insecta, Hymenoptera, Halictidae.
CAUUCGAAGGUCACCGAAAUCGUCGAGCUCGCCCGUGUUACCGAUAAUUCCCGAAAGCCGUAACAGUCUCGCCCGGUACCUGGCCCCUAACGCAAAUACCCCAAAGGCUGUGUCAAAGAAUCGAAAGAGGUUACCAAAGAACCGCGCGAUUUUCUCGAACGAUCAACCCGGAAGCCGCGUUUAGAAGUCACGGCCCUAGUGACUCGCCGAGCGGCGCGGCGCGGUUGUUGUUGUUGUUUCCGCGAGGAUACGCGGGAAUAGGCAAAGAUCUAGCAGCCGGCGGCAACCGGGAAGGGGUUCGUUCGUAUAAAUGGGCACAUGUGACAAUUAAAACGACAGUCUGAAAUCGUUCUCCGCUUAAUCCGAACCCGGCCCCGGCCAACUCGUGAAACGAGCACGCGUGAAACUAAGGGAAAACGGAGGACUAAUCAGUUAAUCGGCAAGCGCGGACCGGCAGCCCGAGCGAACCGCCCCGCGAAAACCAGCGCACACAUAUGCGUUACAUCAGGAAGACCAGCAAGAUCAUCCAGCUGCAAUUUCGCACGUUUCUGCCGGCUUUUCGAUAGUCGAUCCACCAUAUCCCUCCGUUCCCCACGGUUUUCCCUGCUUUUCCUUUGAAAUAUUCAGGCGUUGGACGGUUGGACGACUGCUAUUGGCUGGCUGCCAUCUUGGAAUUGGACAGCUAGUGAAAGAUGCCGUCCCGUUUGUUCGUGUGGUUCCUGUUCUUGGCCGUCUCUUCAGCCGAGCAGCGACCAUCAAAUUAUGUGGACGAGAAAUGCAUGGAGGAUCAUCCUGUCCUCCUGCACUUCUUUUCUUGGGUGGACUAUGUGGUGCUAGCCGCCAUGCUCAUCAUAUCCUGUCUGAUCGGCACAUUCUACGGUUUCUUCUCGAAAAAGCAAGAAACCAGCCAGGACUUCCUGCUCGGUGGUUCGAGCAUGGGGACCUUCCCCAUGGCGAUGUCCCUAGCUGCGAGCUUCAUCACAGCCAUAGAACUUCUUGGGAACCCUGCGGAAAUGUACAUGCAGGGAACACAAUUCUGGAUGACCUGCGUGGCGUUCAUCCUGGUCGUUCCGAUUACCUCGUACCUGUACCUGCCGGUUUUUAUGAAGCUGCGAUUGACGUCUAGCUACGAGUAUCUGAAUCUUCGGUUUGAUCGGCAUUGCAGAUUGCUCGCGAGCGGAUUGUACAUGUUACAGAUGAUCCUCUAUACGUCCGUCGCGGUGUACGCGCCCGCGUUAGCUCUAAGUCACGUCACUGGUCUGAAUACUUACAUAGCAGUCACUCUAGUCUACGUAGUCUGUAUCUUCUACGCCUCGCAGGGUGGGAUGAAGGCCGUCAUAAUGACGGACACUUUUCAAGCAGCAGUGUUGCUAGGCUCUUUGUUCCUGAUCGCUGGCUACGGAUUGUCCUGGGAGGGUGGUUUUGCCAAGGUUUGGGACGUGAGCCAGGCGUCAGGCCGAAUGGAGUUCUUCAACAUGGAUCCCAAGCCCACUGUCAGACACAGUUUCUGGACUGUCGUCAUUGGUGGGACUAUUUAUUGGACAACCAUGUUUUGCAGCAAUCAAGCUUCCGUCCAAAAAUACCUCAGCGUGGAGACCAUUGGCCAAGCCAGAACGGCGUUAUGGGUGUCAGCCUUCGGCAUGAUCACCAUCUACACCGUGAACUUUUUGACUGGUAUGGUGCUCUACAGCACAUACAGAGACUGUGAUCCCCUGUUGGCUAGCCAAAUAACUGGCCAGGACCAACUGCUGCCUUUGUACGUGAUGAAUUUCAUGGGUGGCCUGAAGGGUGUACCUGGCUUCUUCGUCGCUGGAAUCUUCGCUGCUUCUUUGGGGACUGUAGCUAGCGCGUUGAACUCUCUCGCAGCGAUUACCUGCGAAGAUAUAAUCCAGGGAGUGUUCAAGAUAAAUCUGCCAGCUAGCAAAGGUGCGAUCUACGCCAGAUGGAUAAGCGUUAGCUUCGGUGCCCUUAGCUUCGUUUUGGUUUUCGUUGUAGAACGUCUUGGGAGCGUUCUUGAGGUCGCAUUAUCAUUCAACGGCAUGGUCGGAGGAAUUACCUUGGGAUUAUUCUCUCUGGGUAUGUUCGUGCCAUGGGCGAACGCUAAAGGGGCAAUCUCAGGAGCCAUCACUAGUCUGAUAAUUGUCCUGUGGAUCGGUCUUGGCGCUCAAAUUGCCGUUCUCAAUGGCAAGAUUCAGUUGGAUAACAAGCUCGUGUCGAUUGACGCUUGCCCCUGCAUCAUCAACUCCACGGCCAUUAUCGAGAGCCAUUCGAUUGACACCAACGACGACGUUUCUUCGAUAUACAAGAUCAGCUAUCUCUGGUACAGCGCAAUCGGUUGCCUACUGACGCUGCUGGUAGGCGUGGCGGUCAGCUACGUGACAGGCUUCCAGGACCCGGCAGAUCUCGAUCAAGAUCUCUUGAGCCCUGUGAUCGCCUCAGCGUUCCGUCUGCAGACCAAGCCACACGCUAACAACGUCCAAGGGAUCAUGAACUUCGGCCUGGAGCUCGACGACGAGAAGUCUCAAGUGGAGAACACCAAAACCCUGAAAUGAAGCGGCAGAGGCUGAAGAAAGACGAUUUAUCACAGUAUUUCUCGAGAGGGACCGAGAAUUUUUCUUCGUUCCGCGUUUUAAUUAAUUUAGAAAAGAGUCAGUUCUUCCUCGAUGAUUCUAUCGUUUAAAAUUGUCCACGUGGUCAGACCGCACGGACGCAUCUUCGAUGAAGACUCACGCGUUUGUAGAACCUGCUGCUAGGUCUUCGAUGAACAUUUAGCGUAUUCUUAACGGCGGACUUGGAUCGUUGCGAUUCUGACACCGGCAGGUAUACUCGAUGCGAUUUCUUUCACAAGGGUUUCGUCCACUUGUUGCGGAAGAAUUUUGGACUUCGGUUUCUGCAGUGCGAUUGUGCUUGUUCGUUUUUCCGAUCUUUUAACACUGGAACUACUGACUGGGUCGAGUAACGGUGAAUUGAAUGUUGUGCUUGUUUUUUAGUCGAUGAAAUUUUAACAGAGGUUUCGUGGAAAAUUAUCGUUAAAUUCUUUCGGCGACGUUUGUAUGAUACUAGUUAGUUAAGAGCUCGAUAAAUAUAUUUGUGUGAUGUUUAUGGAAGAUUGAAGGUGUAUUAGCUCGACUGAUCGGUAUUUCUAGUGUUAACGAGAUAAUCGUUGAUUAACUUGAGUUUUUCAGUGGCUACAGGCGAUUCAUUCUGAUUUUUUGAUCAGACGUUUGUUGGAUAUACGAGAAAUGGAGAAUUUCAAUUGGAAAUCUGAGAAACAGGGAAUUUAACACAAUUUUAAUUGAAACUGUUUCAAUCUAAAUUAAAUUAGCUUGCUUCACUUUUAAAUUGACUGUUGUUGAUUUGGUAAUUACGUUAGAAAGCACUAGUGAAUGCUCUGAAUACCAUUAAAUUUGCUUCAAAUUCAAAUUUACCCUUAACUUCGCUACACUUUCAAAUUUACUUAUCUUGAUUCAAUAAUUGGAUCAUAUAGCACCAAUGAAUGUCCUAAAUAUGUUUAAUUCAAAACCCUGAAACUUGCUUCACUUUCAGAUUUACUUCGCUUAAUUUAAUAAUUGCACCGCAGAGACCCAAUGAACGUUCCAAAAAUUUGAUUCAAAAUUCACCCCUAAAUUCGCUUCAUAAAAUGCUCCAAAUAAACAGCCGUAAAAAUUGGCGAAGAGUCGAUCAAAAAUGAAAGAAACGAGUUACCGAUUUUAUUAAACUUACCAAUGUCAAAGAUCUUAUUCUUAACGCAACAAGACUGGUCCCUGAAAGACUCAACUUAAUCGAAUAAGAAUAUUAAGACUCCGCAAGCCCUCGAAAGACUUCAUCGCUGAGGAACGAAGCCUCAGCUUCUGAAUGAAUGAACCAAAAAGAAGUUCCUUACUCAAGGACAGGCUAAUUUAGAGGCGAUCACUGACAGAGACGAGUCUAGGGAACUCAGAGCAAGACUCUGUAGAUUUUAUGGAUACUCCGAGAGGACUCCUUGCCAGGAGGCGACUCGCAGUAGCAUAGGGUAAUUUAUUUAUGGCACCAUUUGUUACCGUACUUACUUUAGGUUCUACCGUUAGCUUCGCCAAAAACAAUCAACGUCAAAAUCACAAACAAAUGUUUUAACGCAUCCCUUACCGUAAACUCUCCGUCGAAAAGCGAAAAGGAUCAAUGUAUCGUUCGAACUAUCAUUUACACCCCGAAAGAACGUGACAAUCCCCUUCGUUUUAAGCGUCUUUUAGAAUCCGUAGAAUCUCCCUUUUUUUUACUUUAAUUUAUGUUUUUAAAAGUUGAAGCGAAAGCAGAAUCUUUUGGAUGCCCGUUGAAGGUUAAUUGCUUCCGGCGGUCGCCGCGUUAAACGCGCGAUCGCUCGAUUCAUUUUCACUGCGGACGUGUACUUCGUUGUCUUUUGCCUAAUUUAUGCGGUGGUCUGCGGGACCGCCACGAUUGUUUUACCGUUCACCAGUACUUAGUUGUAAGGUAUGUGUAGUCCUUCUCUGACGAGACGGCGUGCUACCCGCAAGCGGUUAGGACCGAGCGGUAAGACUACUCUUCCAUUCAGAAUGUUCGGGUCGACUCAGUCUUCAACUCAUGAUUAUUAUCGGCGCGCGACAAUGGCAAAAGACGGAGUGAGAUGUAACGAUAAUGAACGAAGUUGACGGCACUAUGGGCUUUGAUCUCUAUCGUUACAUCUCGCUCAAUUGCAUUUAAUCCCGCUUCUGUCCUUUGUUACUGCUACGCGGCCAAUCUCGAGCCACGCGUCGAAGAGGCGGCCCGAACAUUGUAAGUGGAAGAGUCGUCUUACCGCUCGGUCCUGAUCGCUUGAUGGUAGCAUGCUAUUUUGUCAGAGCGGGAUACUUCGUUUCUAGAGAACGUAUUUGUAUAUAAAGAGAAAAUAUAUGAGACCAAUCGCUCUACUGGAUUUUAUGUGUUUCUUUUUUCAUUCAUUCUGUUCUUUGUUUCUUCUUCUUGCUGUGGAAGAAUUGGCAUUUAACAUAUUGCACGCCGCACGAUUUCAUAGAGCAGAAUACACAAAAUGGAAAAAACAUAAUAUCAGAACAUUUGAUUGAAUUGAAUUAUUAUUACUGCGCGUUCAUGUAGCUGAAUGCACCGUAUUAGGUGGCA